UGGUGCCCCAACAAUAUUGGUGUUAUUUGAAAGCCCAACAAAUAUCCUUAAAGAAAAACACAUUUAAUUUCUUAAUAAACGAGUAACAUAUACAAUAAAUGUGACUUGAAAAAAGACCUCACUUUGGGCUCACCUCUGGGAUCAAUUAGACCAAUUUUUAUGGUUAUAAAACCAAAUAAUGAUCUCACGUGUCCUCUUUAACAGAUGGAUAGCGAUUAAUUCCAACUUAACAGUUUUAUAGCCAUAAAAGUUGGCUCAAGCGUAACUACCUACCUAUUUUUUGAAGAAGUGACUGGAUUCUUCUACAGACACAUUUUUUGGGCACCUUUCCUUUAAUGAAAUGAAGUCUAAACAAGGCUUUUAAAUGGUGCCAAUAUUGGUGGGAAGUGGGGAUGCAUAUGUUUGAAAGUGCUUGUCGGUUCAUUCAUUCCAUCUAUUUCUUUUUUCACAAGACCUCCACUCACAAGACGAGAUUAUGGAGACGUUCGCUCGUCUGCAAAAGGAGCUUUGCGUGAAGUUCUUCAACACGCCGACUAACUUCACUGCGACUGCUGACAACAAGGUUCUGUAUAUCAGCAACCCUGAUAAGAAGAAAGACUGCCCGCCCAUUGGCUAUGACUUUAGCAAGAGCGUUGUGGACAUGCCAAUAGGGUACAGAUGCAUCAACCAGAAGGACAUCGCUAGAAUCACAGUGGACAUGCUGAAAGCUAGCGUCAUACAGAACGUUUCAAUUUACAACAGCUACGAUUUGGUCAAGCGGUUUCACGAGAUGGAGGAUUCGGUCCCCCGCUCGGCUCUCCUGCCGCCCACCGAUCGCAACUACCUGAAUGCUCACUACCACUCCGAAUGCGGUUCGCUGGGCCAGGCGAGCGCUAGACGCAUCAACGACGUGCCGGCGUCGGCGCAACUGACUGAUGCGAAUAUAGAGUAUUAUAAAGACAAGCUGUGGCCGCUUGGGGUGGUUAUGUAUGGGGUGGAUAAGGAUAUACCUUCAAACGACUCAAAUUUAUUGCGAAUCAAGCAAGCGAUGUCCGUGAUAGAAUUGAACACGUGCGUGAUGUUCCAAGAAAUUUCCUCUGAGGGUGUGCUGGAGCCGAGGAACUUCCUCUGGCUCAGUUAUCAGGGGGAGGAUAUGCCGCAGCUUGGGUUUAAACAGGGGAAUCAGAGCCUGAACAUAGCGUCGCUAACGCAAGGCGCGCCCGGGCACGCGGCGCACGCGCUGGCAAUCCUUCUGCGCGCGCUCGGCGUGCCCAUGAUGUCCAACAGACGGGACCGGGACAACCACGUCGCGGUGGAUUGGAGAAAUGUUGCACACGCUACCAGUGACCCCGUAACUAGUGUACCCGCCCGACUAGAGACUAGUGACCAGUCCCCGACUAGAGACUAG
Molecule: messenger RNA, 1387 nt
Organism: Ostrinia nubilalis (European corn borer)
Lineage: Eukaryota; Metazoa; Arthropoda; Insecta; Lepidoptera; Crambidae
Product: zinc metalloproteinase nas-10-like
Exons: 7
Coding region: 476-1387 (303 amino acids)
Biological process (GO): proteolysis
Molecular function (GO): metalloendopeptidase activity
Source: RefSeq, a predicted model, not a curated record